CCUCCGCUGUCGAACUUCGGUCAGCUGGCUGGAAAAACCGCGAAAGUUUUCCCGAUCCGUCGCGCGAAUUCUGUGUUCUUGAAGUUACGCGUUCUCUGAUUGACAAUCGGGACUUCUGUGGAUUCUGGGGAUUAGGAAAUAUGGAUGUUUGAUGGGGGUGAGAUUUGUGUGAGUGAAUUUGAAUUUUGAGUGAGUUUCCUGGAGUUAUAACUGUUUGAACUUGGUAUUAUUAUUGUGGGUUGUAGGAAGUGUUUGGAUGAAAAUGUGGAUAGUGCUAGGACUAUUGGUGGGAUUCACCUGCAUAGCGGUGAUGAGGACUCAAGCAACAGAGAGAGAAGUUGCAGCUGGAGUCACGGAGCACAAACAGGCAGUUGAAGGAAAAAGCAUAGAAUUAGACUGUGACGUGAAUCCACCUGGCCAUGACAAGGUCUACAUGGUGUUCUGGUUCGUCCAAGGAUCAGGUUUUCCGAUAUACAGCUUCGACGUGCGGGGCAAGCCACUCUCGCAGGCGAGACACUGGUCGGCGCCGGAAGUGUUCGGGAGCAGGGCUUACUUCCGGACCGGCUCCAGCCCGGCCAAACUCGUCAUCGACGACAUCCGCAGGCACGACGAGGGCGUCUACCGGUGUAGAGUGGACUUCAGGAACGCGCAGACCAGGAGCAUCAGAUACAACCUCACCGUUAUUGUUCCUCCAGAGCAACCCACAAUCUUCGAUAAGUGGGGCAGACAGCUCAACUCAACAGUAGGUCCACACGAGGAAGGCGAUGACAUAAUCCUGACAUGCCGAACUGUGGGCGGCCAUCCACAGCCCGACGUUUGGUGGAUGGUGAGGGAGAAGAAUGGCGUCCACUCUUCGGACGUCAAAUACGUCCCCAUAGAUACCAAUUACGAGCACAACGCCGGAGACGUCAUAGAGAACAGACUCGUCUGGACCAAAGUGAGCAGGGACGACCUCAAGGCCACCUUCGUUUGCAUGGCCAACAACACGAACAUGACGUUGCCGAAGGUGGCUGCAGUGACCUUGGAAUUAUAUCUGAAGCCACUGACAGCUGAAAUAGUGAACUCCGUCAAUCCUCUUGUGGCUGAUAAAAGAUACGAAGUGACAUGCGAAUCUGCUGGAUCUAGACCUCCUGCCAUUAUCACGUGGUACAAGGGCAAAAGGCAGCUUCGAAGAACUAAAGAGGAAACCCAGGAGAACGUGACGAUAAGCGAGCUCAGUUUCGUUCCCACUACAGACGACGAUGGAAAAUUCAUAACCUGCAGAGCGGAAAAUCCAAACGUAACGGGACUUUUUCUGGAGACGUCAUGGAAAAUUGAUGUCGUUUAUCCUCCAAUAGUCUCCUUAAGACUGGGAAGCACCCUGAACGCUGACGACAUCAAGGAGGGCGACGACGUCUACUUCGAAUGCCACGUUAAGGCUAAUCCCUUCUGGAGGAAAUUAACAUGGCUGCACGACGGAGAAAUUUUGCCGCACAAUAUGUCUGGACGUAUCAUUCACAGCAACCAGAGCUUGGUACUGCAGAAAGUCACCAGGCAAAGUGCGGGCCAAUACAUCUGUUCGGUUGUGAACAGCGAAGGUGAAACAUUGAGCAAUGAAUUGUUCUUCAGAGUUCAAUACGCUCCAACCUGCAAAACCGACAGAGUAAUCGUGGUAGGGGCCUCUAGAGGUGAGAGUGUUGACAUAACGUGCGAAGUAGAAGCUGACCCACCUGCCAAGACAUACAGGUGGAAGUUCAAUAACUCAGGCGAAACUUUGGACGUCGCUGCGGAGAGGUUUGCAGGUACAAGUAAUGGUACCGUCAGCAUCCUGAGGUACACUCCAGUCUCUGAGCUGGAUUAUGGUUCGCUUUCUUGCUGGGCCUCCAACGCUGUUGGGCAUCAGAUCAAUCCCUGUAUAUUUCAGGUUGUAGCGGCAGGCAAACCAUAUGGCGUCAGAAACUGCUCCUUGACCAACCAAACCACCAACUCCGUGGAGGUCUACUGCCUCCCUGGAUUCGACGGUGGUCUUCCCCAGUACUUCGUCCUGGAGUUGUAUUCUGCAAACGGCAACCGACCAAGGUACAAUAUGACGUCCUACGUGGAGCCCUACUUCUUCUUGGACAACUUGGAACCGGACAUCACCUUCAGGAUUGUUGUGUACUCCGUGAACGCCAAGGGGAGAAGUCAAGGAGUGAUUUUGGAGGAGGUCACCUUCAGCGAUGCUGAGAAACACAUAGCAAACGAUGGUGAGAUCCCCUUCUCACCAGCCCUCGGUAUCCUGAUCGGUGCCAUUUCGACAAUAAUAAUUGUGAUAAUAAUCAUCAUCAUAAGUGUGAGAAGAUCAUCGGGUCAUCGAAACGCCACAAUGGAACACAAAGUCAUCGGCGGAACUGUCACUCAGCACAACACUCUUUCUUCCACCAAGCCGCUGUUGAGGAGCUCAUCACCAAGAGAAGGAGACGAGAAAGAUCCAGACGUUAUACCUGCAAAGUUUGGUACUCCAGAUGGUGGAAGUCUUAAACGCCAAUCACCCAAUGGUGCCAAUAUACCUUCAACACUAAGACACAUGACUUCUUCAGCUAGCUACGAAAUUGGAGGCGGUGUUCCUCCGGCCCAGUGGGUUAGUCCUGUGAGUCAACAAGCAUCAGCCCUUAGUGAAAACUUCCACCAAUAUUCCAAUCCAGUAACUGGAGUAGGCACCUUCCCAAGAGAUUCCAGGCCUAAGGACUUGCGACUGGAGAAUGGGAACUCUGCAACACUCCAAAGAACAUCGGACGUCGAAUUCAACGGAUUCGCUAUAAAGGAGAGGCUGAUGGCCAACAGACUUCCAGAGAGUUGUGUCUAAGUCUUAAACCUUGCUGUGUCUCAAAGAUUGGAGUUACUGUUCGCUGUAAAUUUGUUCAGACCGUCCUGUUUAAGAGAGUGAGUGCCUGGACAGUGAUCGCCAAAGUGAUGUGAAUACAAAACUUCAAGAGCAGAGGGUGCAGAAUAUUCCCUUGGGGUACACCAUCUGUGGUUUCCAUAUCACUACAGAAACUUUUCCAAUUUCGAUGUAAAUAUGAAAUUCCUUGCAUCACUUUGAGUGAGUCUUUAAAUAGACUCUUGAUAUACUGAUUGUAGAUAAUUUUAUUCAAAUAUCUAAUGUGAAUACCGUUCGAUAAAUCAUAUAAGUCUACGUUAAAUUUUUUAAGAAACUAUCUUGUCGUUCACAGAUGAUUAAUUGAUCAUAGAAACGUUGUAGUCGAAUCUGGAUGUGUACAUUGUAAAUUUGCGAUUUGUAGGUAAUUGUUAUCGAUACUGUUGUAAAUUAUGAAGUAUGUUUUUCAUGUA
Molecule: messenger RNA, 3309 nt
Organism: Harmonia axyridis
Lineage: Eukaryota; Metazoa; Arthropoda; Insecta; Coleoptera; Coccinellidae
Product: neural cell adhesion molecule 2
Exons: 14
Coding region: 257-2824 (855 amino acids)
Molecular function (GO): protein binding
Source: RefSeq, a predicted model, not a curated record